AUGGCGGAUGAGGCUCUCAGGUUGGGCGACGCGAGCGCCGAGAAGGUGGAGCAAGACCUCGCGUCCCACAUGGGCUUGCUCGCGAUUCGGCUGCUGCUGGCGUCGGCGAUGGCGACAGUGCGGGCGUAUGAGGACAUCGAGGCGCGUCGCGGCCGGGAUGGUGGCGAUGUCCGGGACGUGCGCUGCUGCCGGGACGUGCGCUCCUGGGCGGAAGUCUGCGCGGCGGCUCGCGAGAGGGAGUUCAAGAUCUUGGCUCGCGAUUCGGAGAAGGCGAGGAAGGGGCGGCGCGCUGCAGAGGCGGCGGGCGAGCCGGAGGUGGCGCCAUCGCCGGCGCCGCCGCCGGUGUUCAAGACGCUCAGGGAGAAGAAGGCGGCUCAGGCGUCAGCGGAGGGCUGGGCGGCGGAGGUGGCGAGGGCCGAGGAGCUCUACGAGGAGCUGCGCGAGCGCGCGCCCCAGCACUGCCGCCGUGGCGGCAAGUGGGCGCGCGAGAAGUUCGUGAUGGCGGUGCAGGGAGAGUUCCCGCGCGCGCGAGGGGCAGGCGUUCCCAAGGGGACGGUCCUGUGCCUCGGCAGGGUGCUCGACGCGCACGAUGAGCAGGAUGACGCGGAGGGUGGGCACCGGGACUGGGAGGAGGACCCGCUCGGGUUCGACACCAACCCGAUGCUGCUCCGCGCCAUGUGCAUGGCGUUCGAGUGA
Molecule: messenger RNA, 696 nt
Organism: Emiliania huxleyi CCMP1516
Lineage: Eukaryota; Haptophyta; Isochrysidales; Noelaerhabdaceae
Exons: 3
Coding region: 1-696 (231 amino acids)
Source: RefSeq, a predicted model, not a curated record